AUGUAUUUUUCAAUAAUAACUUCAAACAUUUAUUUCCUUAAGAUUGUUGUUUUUCUCAAUUUUGAUAAAAUAUGUAUUUUUCAAUAAUAACUUCAAACAUUUAUUUCCUUAAGAUUGUUAUUUUUCAGGUACACAAAAUAUGUAUUUUCGCAAUACUACUUCAACACAAUAGUUCAAGAAUAAAUCAAGAACACUUAUGAAGUUGUCCAACACCUUCAACACAAGAUCAAAAUGAUCUUUCAAAGAAGUAUGUUUUCAGUUUCUUAAAGAAAAAUAGAUGAAGCAAAAAAAAGUCAAGUUCUCCGAAUUCACGGAGUGUCCUUAAGGAAAUAAUUUUCCUCAACUACCUGAGGUUGCAGAAUUUUCCUCCUAAGAUAAAAUGGCUUCACAACCAGAAUGUAGCGGUUCCUCAAACUUUCUGGUUUUCUUCGAACUCACUCAACGGGAGAUGAUCACACAAGUUUUUAGAAGCAAGAGUAUUUUUCUUAUGCAGAAAUAUUUCAUACUAAAUCUGUGGAAAAAAUGCAGGUUUAUAUAGCCAUAAAGUGCCCCUUUCGAAAGGUGGCAAUGGUUCAUCCGAAAAGGUGUAUCCUUUGGAAGAGUCAUGUCUGUUCAUUCAAAAUAUUGUGUUUUUUUUCUGAACAGAUACAACUAUUCGAACAGUUACUCCUUUUCCAAAACAAUGUGUUUUUUCCUCAAAGGGUUGUGUCCCUCCAUUUUCCAUUCACACCAAUUGAACCCAACACAACACAUAUCCAGUAUAGUACCACAAGUGGAGUCUGGGACGAUAAGGUGUACAUAGACCUUACCCCUACCUCUGUGAGGUAGAGAGACUGUUUUGAUAGACCUCGACUUUUCAGAAAUAUGAUUUGAAAGAAAUGCAAGAGUAAAAAGCUAUGAUAAAAAUAUUACAGAUAACCAAAGUAAAAGUAUUUUGUUUUAGUUCUUCUCACUAAAUUCUUUAGACUCUAUGGUCUAUUUCCAAAUCUCCAGCCUAUUGUAUUACAGUAAAACUAGCAUCUGAUAGUUUGCAAUUUUUAAUCCUUACCCUUAAGACAGAUUUUUUUCUGUUGCACCUCAUAUAAGCCCACGGGGUUGUGCAAAUGCUACUGUAGAAUGUCAUCCUGCAGUUAAAGCAAAACAUUGAUAAGGAACUUUUCCUAUAGUUGUACAUCGUGUCGCUUUAUUUUCUUGAUGGGUUGCCUCUUUGAGGUCCUUUAGUUUUCGACAGCUUUGACGACAAUUUUUCGAUUCCCAGACAUUGGCCUGAGUGCAUGGCAUAUUGUUACAUUUCUCUGCUCUAUCUCCUAAAGGAAUGGUCUCAUGUUUUGGUGUUGUUUUAUCAUAUCAGUCGUGGGUUGUCUACAAGGAAUCAAACUGGACAACUGCAUUACUUUGGAUGGUCUUGCUAGUAUAUCUAAGAAGCCCUUCUACAUGUGUCUACAUUGUAUUGCAAUUCCUGAAGCUUUCGACCUAGGAAUCUUUACAGGAUCCAAUUUACUUUGUCCUAUUACGACGCCAGGAAAAGUCUGGGUUGCAUAUAAGGAAUCAAGUUGGCUAACUGCAACUAUUUUGAUAAUACUACUAAAUUUGUGUGGCAGCACCAUCACAUGUGCCUAUAUUGCUCUUCAACUUUUCCGCCUCUCAUCUCAAGAUUCUAUCUACCUUGUUCUUUUCAGCAACAGCAACAGGGAGGAAAAUGAGGGUAUGAAGGAACCUCUUACACACAGAACAUGGGAGGGGCUUAACUGAUGAGCAAUAAGCUUUAUGAUUGGUUUGGUUUGAUUUGAUCAUUGGACUCUUUUUUUUCUUCAAUUAAUAAAUAAGUCUACUAGAUAAUGUUCCCAUCUACAUUUGUUUGUGUAAGAACCAAAAUGUUCCCUGUGAUAACAGUGUUACUGUCGUUUCUAAACUUAAAUUUUCUUACUCCUUUUUAUAUAUACUAGAUGGGCACGACCCGUGCUUGAGCAA
This is a messenger RNA of Capsicum annuum, 1971 nucleotides long. RefSeq lists its product as uncharacterized. Bases 1324 to 1752 code for a protein of 142 amino acids. Lineage: Eukaryota; Viridiplantae; Streptophyta; Magnoliopsida; Solanales; Solanaceae. The record is from RefSeq and is a predicted model, not a curated record. The transcript is spliced from 6 exons.